Messenger RNA from Bufo bufo (common toad), 837 nucleotides. RefSeq lists its product as uncharacterized. Bases 58 to 837 code for a protein of 259 amino acids. Lineage: Eukaryota; Metazoa; Chordata; Amphibia; Anura; Bufonidae. The record is from RefSeq and is a predicted model, not a curated record. The transcript is spliced from 2 exons.
ACUGCAACCUGAUUAGAACCGGCUGGUGACAGAAUAGUAGAAUUUCCCAGUAGAAAGAUGGACUUGCCAUCGAGUGAUCAAACUAAUGCUAAGGAUGAUAAUCUGACAGUGAUUCUGGCACAGAUUCAGCAGUACAAUGACAACGUGAAGGAUGUACUGGAGGGACUGCAUCCCCAAAAUAAUCAAGAUAUAAAAGAACUCAUGUGUCCAUUAGUUUCAUUAAUUUGUGAUCUUCGCAAAACUUUGUGUGCAAAACUGAGUGGAACAACAGAGACAUUGAAGACCAUGCUUCAUACAUUAAAGGGACUUCAGGAGAAAUUUAAGGAUCUAAACAUAACAAAUGAUUACAUCAAUUAUCUUAUUAUGGUCAAUCAAAUACUUGAAGAUACAGAAAGAAACCUGAAGCGAAGUGAAGAACAUUUGGAAAACAUUGACAUACAAUUGAAACAUUUUGCCAAUGAAGAUCACAAGACUGAGGCUGCAGUAGAAAUUGCUCAUGAAGAAUCUGCUGAACUUAAGGUAAAUACAAAUCAGGAAGAAGAAUUAGCAACAAAUGUACAAAGGGAUGAAUCUGACAACUCUAUAAUAAGCCAACAGAAUGACAACAAUGAUGAAACCAAUGAUCCAGAAAGCAUGGACCAAAAUAUUGUGACAGUAACCAAGAAAGAAGGUCAUCUACAACAUGUAAACAUGAUCUGUGACCAAGAAAUAAAUCCACAAGCAAUGCAAAGGGAGGGGAAUGUAAAUGGUCAAUCCGAUUCAAAGAUCUCAAUUAAUAGGACAAGCCAUUCAGCUGAUCAUUUAUUGGAUUUUGGAGCCAGCACCUAUGAAGAGUAA